GCAGUAGUAUGUGAUUGGAUUCUCUUGAAUUCUUUUGUUUCAGAUGCUGCAGGCGACCAUAAGAACGCGACAUGCACGGUAGAUCCAUUAUCAGUAGCAGCUGAAAAAGAAAAUCCAAUGUGUGGUCAGGAUACUAUCUACCACAUCCCACCCUUCUUCACAUUCCCUUCGACUGAAAACAGACACUAUGAGUAUGCUCGUCCAUGAUCUCGGGCUGUUGCGGAGGGCAUGCGACCGCUGUCACGGUCAGAAGCUACGAUGUCGCCGCGAGAACAAUAGUGAGCCCUGUGUCCGUUGUCAGAGAGCAGGAGUCCAGUGUGCCCCAAGGCCUGUGAGAUCCAGACAUCGCCCACGGGCGCACACAACGCAGCAGUCGGCAGGCAUCUCGAAUGCCACCUCGACACAAUCCAUAGUAAACGCACCGGAGCAGACGAACAAAGACGAGUCGGAGCAUUUCCAUCUCUCUCCCUCGAGCUUGCUAGACUUUCCCGCGGACUUGGAUCUCGGACUGGACUUUGCGUCGCCGCAGUCGGAAAUGGGCAAUCCCCUGGAAGCGCGCGAUUUGCAGUCCAGCAUGGAUCUAGGACCUAUUCAGAAUCAUCCGCCGAGCCAACCCUUCCCUCUGGAGCUACGGAGUGGUAUGGGUGGGCGAUUCGAACCGGAACAGCAGAAUGAAGUCCACGCCGCACCACAAAGCUCUUAUAUCCAACCCUCCGCCGCAUCCGCAGUGCUGCCCUGCUCCAGACCAGCGACCACACACUCCCAACAUCGCUUGUCCCUAACCAGAACCGUGGCUCCUAAACACAUCACCAUCAACGGCUCGUCCCAGGAACUGAACGACCUGAUGGACUUCGACCACGAGGGCGGGACGGCAUUGAACACCGGCAGUGAAGACACCACCGCGGACUCUGGGUACGGGCACUCCGUCUCGAGUCGACCACAUUCCAACAGCAGUGGCACUCAGAGCUCAUAUCCGCCACACACGUCAAAAUCGGCAGGCGACAUGACCUCGUGGGUUCGUAAACUGUCCGACAUAAACGUGGAGCUACAUCAGCACAUGCUAGCCAUUCCGUCGGUGGAUGUAGAGCACAGCCCGUGGACCAACUGCAAGACGAGCAACGAUCCAAGUUUCCCGCACGAACUGGCCGUAGAUCGCACCUUCAAGCUCUCCCACCAGUAUACGGAAACCCUCAACGACAUCUUCUCGCAAUGCAAGACCCGCCAGACCCAGACCGGAUCGCCCCCCGCGGCGAGAGGAGCGCUGGCACUAGACCAGCCGUCCCAGCUGCUGGUUCUCUCCAGCUAUCUGUGUCUCGUCGAGGCGUAUGACAAGAUCCUGCAGCACAUCAAAGCAUGGACAGAGGUGCGAUUGACGCUGGGGGGUGCGACGGCGGGAGAGCAUUUCUUCCCCGUUCAGCUACCUCGGCUCGCUAUCGGCUGCUUUCAGUUACCGGCGUCGUCCUCGACGAGACCCCUCGUCUUGAUCUGCAUUAUCGAGGCCACGAUGACGCAGAUCCAUGACCAGAUGAAUGAGAUGAUGAGACCGGCCCGGACGAUCGGCGAGCAGGGCAUCCUAGGCGGGGACGGGCUAAGCGGCGUCGCCAAAGUCACGGUCCAGGCAAUACGGACGAAGGAGGAUUCCACGAUGAAGCUCCUCCACGUGGUGUGGCGACUGGCGCUGCGGUCUGGGGAUGAUAGGAAACUUGGUGCUGGCGCAGAUUAGGCUAGGUAUUUGAAGUGGAAGAGAUCU
This is a messenger RNA of Aspergillus steynii IBT 23096, 1750 nucleotides long. It is a transcript of the gene fumR, whose product is annotated as Zn(II)2Cys6 domain-containing transcription factor fumR. The record is from RefSeq and is a predicted model, not a curated record. Lineage: Eukaryota; Fungi; Ascomycota; Eurotiomycetes; Eurotiales; Aspergillaceae. Gene Ontology annotation, molecular function: DNA-binding transcription factor activity, RNA polymerase II-specific; zinc ion binding. The transcript is spliced from 2 exons. The coding region runs from base 188 to 1723 and encodes 511 amino acids. Gene Ontology annotation, biological process: regulation of DNA-templated transcription.